This is a messenger RNA of Daucus carota subsp. sativus, 3082 nucleotides long. RefSeq names its product ubiquitin-conjugating enzyme E2 20. Bases 288 to 683 code for a protein of 131 amino acids. The record is from RefSeq and is a predicted model, not a curated record. The transcript has 11 exons. NCBI's taxonomy places the organism in Eukaryota, Viridiplantae, Streptophyta, Magnoliopsida, Apiales, Apiaceae.
GCCUUCCCUCUUUGGUGCGUCUUCCUCUCCGCUCGGUGCGUCUUCCUUUCCAUCAGACAGUCAGACAUUUAUUCUACUUUUCAUUCCAUCUCUCAAGAACUUCAUCUCCCCUAAGGGUGUUUUUAUUAAUCCAGCUUUCAUUGAGCCAUUUGGCCUUACUCUAAUUGAGGGUGUUUUUAUUAAUCCAGCUUUCAUUGAGCCAUUUGGCCUACUCAUUCAAACAGCCACUUCAAUCUGCCAAAUCGAUUGAUACCCAAUCUGUUCUCAAAAGGCUGCAGUCAGAGCUGAUGUCGCUAAUGAUGGGAGGUGAUCCUGGAAUUUCUGCAUUUCCUGAAGAGGACAACAUAUUUUGCUGGAAAGGAACAAUUACAGGGAGCAAAGAUACGGUGUUUGAAGGAAUAGAGUAUAAGCUAUCCCUUUCCUUUCCGGCGGAUUAUCCUUUCAAGCCUCCAAAGCUUAAGUUUGAGACAGGGUGUUUCCAUCCUAAUGUGGAUAUCCGUGGAAAUAUAUGCCUAGGCAUUCUUCAGGAUAAAUGGUCAUCAGCUUAUGAUGUGAGGAUUAUACAGAGCCUUCUUGGAGAACCAAACACGAGUUCCCCUUUGAACACCCAGGCAGCAGCACUGUGGGAAAAUCAAGAAGAAUACAGGAAGAUGGUGGAGAAAUUGUACAAGCCUGCAGCUUAGCUUCUAAAUUCUUUACAUUUGGACAGCGUGAAAUGGGAGGAUGAAGGAGAUUAUUGUUAUCAUUCUUGUAGUAAUAGAUCGCAUAUCAUAUUGCCUUUCCUCCUAUGUUCUAUUCCUUUAAUUCUGUCUUGCAGAGAGGGGUUUCAAUGGCAUACCUAGCCAAAAUUGUUAUUGUACAACUAUUGCAUAAUUCUGCAUUUAGGCUUCAACUGUACUCAAAAUUGAGGGCACAUGAGCUGAAGAAAGUGAGAUUUUACUUCAAAUUCAAGACUGAUACAGAAAGUCUUGAAUUUUAAAAUCUUUAAUUGCUUUAACAAAUGGCUUGCUAUAGCUUUUAUAUGUUUGACUUGAAUAGCUGUUGAUGCUCAUUAGUUUUUUAUUAAUUUGUAACUGUAUUCUUUAAUUUGUUGAUUCUUCUCUGCAAGACAGGCGAUGCUUUGAAUGCACUGAAGAAAAAUUUAGAAGAUCCUAACAAUGUUGGGAUGCAACCCUUGUGAAUCCCUGUACGUAGUUUCAUGUUACUUGCAAGAAUGAAAUUAGUGUUACUAGAGUCGACCUUGGAAGUGCAAACCUAUAUGGUCAGCUGGUUACACAUCUUGGCCAGCUACCAAAUUUACAAUACCUGGAACUUUAUAUUAACAACUUAAGCGGCACUUUGAAGAAGCUUCAGAAACUGUGUUUCCUCUAUGCAAUAAAAACUCUCCACAAAUCUCAGUUUCCUCUUAUUUAUAUUUUUGUUAGCUGUUUGGUAGGAGGAAGUUUAAAUUAGAUAAUUGUUACAAUUAUAUGAGGCAUAGCGGUGUCUAAUCUGUUUCUUGUCUUUUCAUGGAUAGGAGGCUGAAUAACAACACUUUGACAAGAACUAUUCCUUAUUCUUUGACUACAAUCAGAUCGCUGCAAGUCCUCGGUUCGAUCCCAAUCCGGUGCUUCCAGUUACCGGGGCAUGCACUGAUCAGGCGGAGAGUGUUAAAAUCACGUUUUCAAAGAGGUGCAGAAACUGAAGAAGGAGCUUGACCUAUUGAUUGUUAUUCUUCUAGAUAAUAAGAGCUCACUAUAUGGCGAUCUAAAGAGAAUUUGUGAGACCGGCCUUGGAAUAGUUUCACAGUAUUGCUUGACAAAACAUGUCUUCAAGAUGACCAAGCAAUACCUAGCGAAUGUGGCUUUAAAGAUUAACAUCAAAGUUGGGGGAAGAAAUACAGUUCUUCUUGAUGCUUUAUCGAGGCGUAUUCCACUUGUCAGUGACCGGCCUACAAUCAUUUUUGGUGCUGAUGUCACCCAUCCUCAUCCGGGAGAAGAUUCCAGCCCCUCGAUUGCAACAGUCGUUGCUUCACAAGAUUGGCCAGAGAUAACAAAGUGUGCUGAAUUGGUUUGUGCUCAAGCCCAUAGACAAGAGCUUAUUCAGGAUCUGUACAAGAGGUGGCAAGAUCCAAAUAGAGAAACUGUAUCAGGGGGCAUGAUCAAGUAUGUUCAUCUCCCAACCUCUUAUCUGAUUGAAUAAUACACGAUAGUAGACCUAUGUGUACUCUUUAUGGUAAUUUUUAAACUAAGCUCUUUACAGCAUUAGUUUUGUUUCUGUGCUAUAUGAACUCCUUAUUUCAUUCCGCAGAUCAACUGCACAGAAACCCAAAGCAUUAUAUUCUAUAGGUAUAUAUUAUUACUCAGUAUUAUAGUGUUACUGUUACUACUUAAAUAUUCUAUAAUCGAAAAAAGUAUGAGGGCAUAAUUUAAGGAGCAUACAUGGAAGAAGACAUGGUAACACUAACCAGUAUAUUAACAAGAUUCGUUGUUUUUAAGAAGGUAUUCUGAAUGCAAAUGAAGUUAUUUCUGGAGUAACUUUGAAUCUAUAUUUCAGACAUAUUUUUGGAGUUGUUUAUAGUUAAUUUGUGGUUCCUGAGAUUUUGUGAUAUUGUACGGAACUUCAUCCUUCACACACUUCAGUUGCAGGUAAUAUUUUAAUGCUUAAAUGUAGUUUAAUUGGCAACAUUUUAGUCACAUGCCUGAAGUUCUGCGAUUAGAUGUUAGGUUCCUGCGUUUUCCAUGAUAAAUUCUCAAGAUAUGAUUUAAAUAAGUCGUCCUCUUUUUUAGGAUUAAGUGGCUUCUCUUCUAAAUGUAAUAUUGGCAUUUCUUAACAAGUUAUCAUCUCUUGUCACCUUGUGAUUGUUAGUUGCAGGGUUGAUAAACAGCUUUCAAAAACAAUACUAAGAUAUUAGAGUUAUAAGAAAACUGGUAUGUUUUUAUUCAUUUAGUUGAAUUCUGUUUAUAAAAUUUUGUGUUUAAAAUAGAUAUAGCAUAAUUAGCACAUAUCUUGGUUCAAAUUUGAACUAAUUUGACUUAUCUAAAUAUCUAUAUAUAACCAACUAAUGUCCUGCCAUGAAGGAUUGUUAUUGACUAAGUUCUAC